Bactrocera latifrons is the source of this 5761-nucleotide messenger RNA. Its product is annotated as BRCA2-interacting transcriptional repressor EMSY. Bases 131 to 4336 code for a protein of 1401 amino acids. The transcript is spliced from 6 exons. Gene Ontology annotation, cellular component: nucleoplasm. Gene Ontology annotation, biological process: regulation of DNA-templated transcription. The record is from RefSeq and is a predicted model, not a curated record. NCBI's taxonomy places the organism in Eukaryota, Metazoa, Arthropoda, Insecta, Diptera, Tephritidae.
CGUAUGAAGAAGCAGCAGCAGUGAAUUUUUCGCUCCAAUUUGCCAAAAAUUAGAGAAAACUAUUUUGGAAAAUAGUGUAACAGUUAAAAAACAAUUUGCGAAAACGCAGCGUGGAUAAUAUUCGUGCAGGAUGUGGCCGCAGGCGUUGCAAAUGUCUAGAGAUGAGUGUCGAGGGAUUUUGAGAAGACUUGAGCUGGAAUCUUAUUCUCAUGUGAUUAGUGUAUUUCGCGCUCAGGGUGGCCUCAGUGACAACAAGGCCAAACUUCUUGAGGAGUUGCGUGGCAUAUUUCACAUCUCGCAAGAGCGUCAUCGGGCUGAAGCGCGUCGUGUUGCAAACGAUGAACAAUUGUGUACCAUAGCUGAAGCUAUAUCGGGUCCAAAUACAUGGCAAGAAUGGUCGCGUGAAGGACGACGAUCGUAUCCGAUGUUACCGCGUGUGGCCCCACAAACAGCGCUUGCAUUAAUUGCCAAUAAUGUGGCAACUGAGACAGUUUCUGAAAACGCUAAAUUACCCUAUCCCGCUGAUACGGCAGCAGCAGUCGUUGCCGAACGGGCAAAUACCAUCAAUACAAUUACGGGAAAAGAAGAAUUGGAAUCUUGGGAAAUCAAGCGCGAGGUUUACGUCGUUACAGAUGAUCCUUUCAAAAUGCCUGAUAUUCCUGCUGUCAACAAGAAAAAUCUUAAACGUAACAUAUCCGACAGUCAAACUAGCACCAACAAAAAGCGUAUUAUCAGUGAUACUUCACCCACCAAACAACAGCACCAAAAGCAGUUCCACCACAUAACUGCUAACAGUGCCCAAGCUAUGUCACCCAGCUCCGGUAACAGUAAUAUACGCAAAUUAUAUCACAAUCACAACAGCAAAGCUGCUCAGCAACGUUUAAAUCAAACACCAUUACAAAAACAAAAACUGGCAACGAAAAAAUCACAAAUGGCCACAGGUGUAAACCCUGUAUUACCUGUUACCCCUGGUAAGCGACAGGCGACGCCAGCCAAAAGUGGUCGCAAAGCAAAUUCCAAACUUCAAGAACAGAAACAACAACAAUCAAUUGCUCAACAACAGCAGCAACAACAAAUGCUGGCGCAGGCAACCAUUCGCAACAUACAACAUGUUGUCGGUGAGGGGUUGGAUGAAUUCAACAUCGAUCAGAGUUCCACACAACCUCAGAUUGCCGCUUCUAAGAAGGACAUAACCAAAAAUCUAACCAAAUUGCAAUUGCCUAGCGUAAUUACCACACCACCAUCAACAGGGGCAUCAUCAGUGUCGCCAAAUGUGAUAGCACCGGCAAUACCAUCCAAUACCCCAUUAAUGGUAAAUGCUUUGUCUACACGAAUCGACACCCAUCAAUUGCCAACUGCCUUAUCGCCAACCAUUGGCAGUGCUGGCGGAUCAUCAGUUCCCACAGUUAUACAUGGCAAAGUGGAAAAAUUGAUAUCAACGCCAGUUCAGAAAAUUAUACUUGAGGACCGUCUUCCGCCACAACAACUACCGGGUUCGGUUAUCACAACUUCAACAACAGCAAUGGCAUCAGCUGUCGUGGUAUCGACGGCAUCCACGUUCCAGUUGCAAUCUACAUCCACACCACAGAUAAUGACAUUACCACAAUUAUCAGCGGCUGCCACAAAAUUACGCGCAGUAAAUACCACAAUUUUGCCACCCGGUACUAAAAUCACCACGAAAAAGUUAUCCGGCUCCACAUUGAUCAGUGCGCUUGGCACAGAGAAUACCGGCACUACAAAUAGCAGUGGUUCACAAGUGUUUAGCAUCAUUGAAGGUAACAAUAGCUCAAGUAAUGCACAAUCGACACCUUCUCUGCCAACGCACACGCCACCCGCAAUCAUACAAAUUCAAAAUACAAACAACACUAGUGUGUCUACGGAAGCCACAACACUGCAAUCGUCACAACAGCCGGCUCAAGGCAAAGUAUUAACAACGAAAUUGUUACCAAUCGUCUUGAGUAGCGCCGGCGUUACUGGUGGUGGUGCCGGUGUAGGUGCAUCCACUGCUGUUGGUGGCGGUAACACGGUUAAUAUUACGAAAAUUGAAACUAUCAAUAAUGGUGCUACACUCGUGGGUGGCAGCGGUGGAGGCAGUGCUCUUAGUGGGAAUAAUUUAAAUGCUUCUUUGAGUGGCACAACUGCAGUACUAAAAACCGUGGGCUCCACAUUAUUACUAUCACCAAAUCAGAGUGGCACACCAGCGGGUAGUGCGCUAUUCUCAACACUAACAUCCGGCGCUCCGGUGUUCCGCAAAUCGCAGAUCAUCAAAACGGGCACAAUUGGCGUGAACGCAAGCAGCGCAGGCAAACUUUCCGGCACCUUUAGUACUUCCAAUUCAGGCCCACAAAUUAUCAGCAAUAUUAAAUUGACACCAGCGAAUUCCACUACAAGUGUAACGUCGGUCAGUCAUUCGAAUCAACAGUCACAACAACCAUCAACUUCAGCUUCACCAUUCUUACAGCAUCAGCUAAAGAACAUCUCAACAACUGGUAUACGUACCAGCGUAAAAAUAUGCCAAUCACCAAAUGGCAAAGUGUUCAUACAACCAGCCAACAUAGACAACGCAUCGAAAGCAAAACUACAAGGUGCAUUGUCACACAAAAUCUUGCCCACCGCGGUGGUCAGUAGUAAUGCCACGGGUGCUGGUACAACCGGCACACACCAGCCGCAACGCAUCGCCAUACAGAAAGUGCAAAUAAUCCCAGCACCAUUAAAUUCGCCAGGCAAUCUGACGGGCACCUUUCACACGGCCACUUCACAAACCCAGUCGCAGACGAAGCCCACAAUUACAACAAACACACUAACAUUGGGCGGCAAUAAGGGGAAUAUGAAUAUGGUUUUCGUGCCGUCGGUUGGUGCACGCACCACCUCGGGGACAAUAACACUGUCGAAGCCUGCUAAUGUUAGUAGUGGUAUUGUUGCAUCUGCUAAAGUUCCGAAUACUCAAAACACGGAAGCCGUCAAACCCAAUGUCGUAAUAAUCGGGUCGUCGUCAGCACAAAGCAGCACAAAUACACCAAUUAAGACGACCACUUUCAUCGAUGGCAGCAGCAACAAGUACAACGUGACCUCUAGAGCAGCGAGUGCAGUGCAGUUGGAAGCAAAUCAAAUGAUUACGGAAGAUACGCCAGUUGAUAUACUCAAUAUGCCGAUAAUAGUGGAUAGUGGUGACGGCACGAAUAUCACGAUGGGUAAUAAUAUUGGCGAUACAGUCACAGUAUUGCCAACAGCGCUCGUGGAAAAUACACAACACGAGCAGCAACAGCGUGAGCAGCAAAGCCAACAACAACAACAGCAACCGUCCACAAUAAUUUUGGGUGCCACCGAUUGGGAAAUGGAAUUGGAUCAAGCAACAGCCGUCGCAGCAGCAACUAAAGCCGCAGCACGCACUGAAUAUCGGCGACAGUCAAGCGGGCAGGCUGGUGGCAAACAACAGCAGCAACCGAUGCAAGACAAAGAAACGAUUGAUGGUGAGACCAUAAUUAUCGAUGACAGUUUUGAAGAUGUUAUUGUGGAGGAGCAAGAAGAGGGCGACACAGACGCCGGCACUGAGACUGAGGGCACUGUUGACGGUGAAAUGGACGACAAUGAAAUGAUGGGCGAUACGGGCGGCGAAGAGGGCCAAGAGAUGACAGAACGUGCAUACACAAUUUAUAGUGGCAUCGAAAGUGGUGGUGAGAUAUCACCAGCCAAAACACGUGAUGCGCCGAAACUGAAGGUGGGACGAUUGCAGAAAACGUACAAUAACGCCAGCGCUAACGCCAACGAUGAAGAUGAGCCAAUCGAAGUGAUUGACGACGAUGAGGAGAAUACGACUGUGGCGGUUAGGCAGAAAAAAUCUGCCCAAAAGUCAGAAAGUGAAACUGCGAAAUUGGAGAGAACAGCGAAUGCAGUCAAUAUGAGCAACGCAAGAGCUAAUAGCAUAUCCGCCGCAAUUGAAUGCGAAACUGAUGCUGGAUUUGAUGAGACUAUCGUUGCCGAUAUUGAUGAAAAUACCGCAAUUGAAUAUAUAGAAGAGGACAACAACACGCAUGUAAACAAUGAGAAAGCUGAUGUAAACAAUUUAAACGUCACACCAGCCAAAUCCACACAAAAUCUUCAAAUAGCGGAGAGUGAAAUCAUAGUGCUGGACGACAAUGACAGUGCAACACUAACGGCCACAGCAACGCUGGCUGCUGCGUCGUCGUCGACAGCGGCGUCACACGACGUAUCAAGCGAGGACACAGUCGUGUUGGAGUACAACCCAAACAAAAUGGUUAGCGGCAACACAGCAACGACGAUAAAUGUGGCAACGCUAAAGCCAACAACAGUCACCACCGUAAAUCGCAAUGACUGAACGCACCAGCAAUAAAUAUGGUUGAAGCUUCAUGGCACUGCAUGCAAAUUGUCAAAUUUGCUGGAGGCUGCGUUGGUAAACCAGUUUUUUUUUCCAACAAUUUAUCCAGCUGUUAUACUGAACAAUAGCAAUUGUUAGUGGGUCCGGUACAGGGAGUAGAGUGUAUACUAAUUUGCAAUGGUGUAAAAAAUUUUGGUGAAAUUAAUUGUUUAUAGCAGUGGCAAAUUAGGCAGUUGGUUUUGAAAACAUUUUUAGUGGAACAGCUAAAGUUAGCUGAAACGCAACGUAAAAGAAAAGUGAAAUGAUUAGUUGAGACAAGUGCUGAUUAGCCGUUAAUUAAAAUAUAAUUUUUUGUUUAUUAAAGAACAAAACAUUUAGUAAAAGUUAGUGAAGCAAUUUUUUGUUUAUUAAAGAACAAAACAUUUAGAAAAAGUUAGUGAAGGCUGUAAGUAGUAGAUGUUCAUUAGCAGGUUAUUUUCUAGCAUACUACUGCUGACUCAAGUAGGUUGGAUUAUAGUUUAAACGUAAUUUACAGUUAUUCAACAUUUUCACUUAUUAAUUUUUUUUUGUAAGAAUUUAACGUAUCUUAAGUAAUCACAUGUUUUUUAUGAGCACCCACGACGGAGAGGUAAUGCAAUUGAAUUCAUCAUAUAUAGGGCUAGCGCUAAGUACCAGUGGAAUAAUUAAAAAAUAGAAGUAAAAAUUUACAAAAUUUUCUGCUAAGUUGUAAAUAGUAGUUAGUAACUUACUUAGUUGUAUUUCAAACACAAGCAAAGAAAGGAACAUAUAAAUCGGCGAAAGAAAGUCACAAACUGCAGCCACGGCAAGUAUCUCAAAUUGAGGGUCGCGUUAAGUGCUGUUGUGCAUACUUGUACAUAAAUAUUAAUAUUUAAUGUUAGGCAGUUUGUUUGUUUGGACUGCAAACCUUUUGCAGCUUGUAUAAAAUAAAUACAUUUUUAUGUAAUUAAAACAAAUAUACAUAAAUCAUUUGUUAAUACUAUGUACUAAUAAAAGAAAUAACACGUUAUACUUACCCUAACACAUACACACAUGUAUACACACACGCAUGCACGCAUACAAACAAUUGUUCGUUAUGCCAAGCACACAGCGAGAUUAUAGGUUAGUAGUUGAUAAUUUGUUUUAUAAUUUUUUUUCUAAUGCAUAAAUUACUUUAAAACGCAACGCAAGCAAUUAAACGGACGAUUAUAGUUUUAAAGUAUACGUAACUAAUGUGGAAUAACACAAGCAAAGUAAAAGUAAGGAAAAAUGCACAGGGGUACAGAGCUGGCGGAAUGUUUGAGCAACUGUUGCAUGAUUUUUUUUUUUAAUAAAGGAUAUUAUUUAAAAAGUUUUUUUCAGUUCUUUUACUUACGCUUAGCUUAGCAACGCAAAGUGCAGUAAAUAAAUGAAAAAGAAAGAUAAAAA